AAGUAGUUCCGGCGGGGCGGGGUCAUGUCCUCUAACGUCAGCGUCGGGGCGCGCAGUUCAGUUUAGCUGCUCCGGAGUGGGAGGCCGAGGCGGGAUGUGGGCGCAUAUGAACCGCUCUGCUGAGGAGUUUUAUGCUCGUCUUCUGAAGGAAUUUAAUGAAGCAAAAACGGGAGUCAGUAAAGACCCAUUCAUCUAUGAGGCUGAUGUGCAAGUGCAGCUGGUCAGCAAAGGCCAGCCGAGUCUUCUGAAAACUAUUCUGAAUGAAAACAACCCAGUGUUUCUUGCGGAAAAAGUGCUUUUGGAAAAGGAAGAAACAAGUCAUGUUGAAGAACCACAGUCUGAAGAAACUGCUAUUUCUGAUUUCUCUACUGGUGAAAAUGUCAGGCCACUGGCCUUGCCAGUUGGGAGAGCAAGGCAGUUAAUUGGGCUGUAUACCAUGGCUCACAAUCCUAAUAUGACCCACUUGAAGAUUAAGCAGCCAAUUACUGCCCUUCCUCCUCUUUGGGUGAGAUGUGACAGUUCAGAUCCUGAAGGUACCUGUUGGCUAGGAGCUGAGCUUAUCACAACAAAUGACGUCAUUACUGGAGUUGUCUUAUAUGUGGUCACUUGUAAAGCUGAUAAAAAUUACUCUGAAGAUCUGGAAAAUCUAAAAAAUUCACACAAGAAAAGACAUCACUUGUCUGCUGUAACAGUCAGAGGAUUUGCCCAAUAUGAGCUCUUUAAGUCCACUGAAUUGGAUGAUAUUGUUACCCCAUCACAAACUACAGUCACUUUGGAUCUUUCCUGGAGUCCUGUGGAUGAGAUUCUUCAAACCCCUCCCUUAUCCUCAACUGCAGCUCUGAAUAUCAGAGUACAAUCAGGAGAGCCCAGAAGUUGUUUGAAUCAUCUCCACAGGGAACUGAAAUUUCUCCUUGUUUUGGCUGAUGGCUUAAGGACUGGUGUAACUGAAUGGCUUGAACCUCUGGAAACAAAAUCUGCUGUUGAACUUGUACAAGAAUUUCUGAAUGAUGUAAGUAAACUGGAUGAAUUUGAUGAUUCUACAAAAAAAGAUGUACAAAAAGAGAUGGUGAACCAUGAUGCAGCUGCGGUUGAUAGGUCUGUGCUUAUCACGGUGCGGGGAGAUCUUGAUUUUGCUGAACAGCUUUGGGGCAAAAUGAGCAGCAGUGUGAUUUCAUAUCAAGACUUGGUGAAGUGUUUCACAUUGAUCCUGCAGAGUCUGCAGCGUGGUGACAUACAGCCUUGGCUGCACAGUGGGAGUAACAGUUUACUAAGUAAGCUCAUUCAUCAGUCUUACCAUGGAGCCAUGGACAGCAUCCCUCUCUCUGGAACUACUCCACUCCAAAUGCUUUUGGAAAUUGGUUUGGACAAAUUAAAGAAAGAUUAUAUCAGUUUUUUCGUCAGUCAAGAACUUGCAUCUUUGAAUCAUUUGGAAUACUUCACUUCUCCAUCAGUAUCUACACAGGAGCAGGUUUAUCGUGUUCAGAAACUCCACCACAUUCUAGAAAUACUAGUCAUCUGCAUGCUUUUCAUUAAACCUCAGCACGAGCUUCUUUUUUCCUUAACACAAUCCUGCAUAAAAUAUUACAAACAAAAUCCUCUGGAUGAGCAACACAUUUUUCAGUUGCCAGUCAGACCAACUGCUGUAAAGAAUUUGUAUCACAGUGAGAAGCCACAGAAGUGGAGAGUGGAAAUAAGCAGUAGUCAGAAGAAGGUGAAAACAGUGUGGCAGCUGAGUGACAGCUCUCCUAUAGAUCAUUCCAGUUUCCACAAGCCAGAUUUUUCUGAAUUGACCCUGAAUGAUAGUCUGGAAGAAAGAGCUGCUUUCAUUAACAAGGUUACCUGCAGCCAGGUGCACUUCAAGUAACAUGUGCUAAAGGUCCCUGUCCGGUAUCU
Messenger RNA from Phodopus roborovskii (desert hamster), 1893 nucleotides. RefSeq names its product zwilch kinetochore protein (gene Zwilch). The record is from RefSeq and is a predicted model, not a curated record. Bases 95 to 1864 code for a protein of 589 amino acids. NCBI's taxonomy places the organism in Eukaryota, Metazoa, Chordata, Mammalia, Rodentia, Cricetidae. The transcript is spliced from 18 exons. Gene Ontology annotation, cellular component: RZZ complex. Gene Ontology annotation, biological process: mitotic spindle assembly checkpoint signaling; protein localization to kinetochore.